AUGAUGGCCGCGAGGCGCGCCAGCAGCAUGGAUCCCUGCGCAGUUGGAGGCCCCGACCCCGUAGCUCACUACAGUUCUUGCCCUCCGCUGCCUGUCAUUCGGCAGCCGGAGGAUACAGCUCUCUCUGCCUGCGAUACUUGCCCAGCCCCCCGCGCCGGCUUAAGGCAGCACGGGUCUGGCGUAGCGGUGCUCAGGGCCUCGCGUCAAGAGUCGCCGCCGGCGCCGCACGUCAUCACGGAUAAGACUCCACGCGCAGAGCUGCUCGUCGUCAUCAUGCAGCUGCAAGCGGACCUCACGCAGCGCACGGAUAGCGUGAACGCUAUUCAGCGAAACUUUGAGCGACUGAGCGCGAUGCAUCAUGCUGAGCAGCUCGAGCUGCGGCGCUUGCGUUUGUUGGAGAAGAGGCGACCGGAAGCCGAGAUCGACGGCCACAAAGCUGCGACACGGCAACUGGAGAGCGUUUUGGCGGAGAUGCGACACAAAGCGCUGAGGCAGCAGACCACAUUCGCCAAGAUGGAGGAGGAGCUGCAGGCGGCAAACCGCUCGUGUGCGCUUCAGAAAGGCAUAGCGCGACUGAUCGCGUCGCACGCGGAUGGACUUCGAGAUGUCCUGCAGGCGGAGGCGGUGGAGCACUCUCAGCUUUACAGGUCUGCUGUCGGUGAGCGUGCCGGCAUCAGCUCUCGGUAUGAGGCGACGCAGCAGCAGGUUUUAUGCAAGGAUGUCGCGCAGCUAGUGGCCCAUCACCAGGCGCAGAUUGUGUCCAAAUUGAUGCGAGGUGGCGCUGCCGAGAGCUGCUGGCUCCUGAAGAGGUCAGAGCAGGUGUCCACUGCCACCCUACUGGAACUGGUGCAUCAGGGGCUUCGUGAGACGGCCGAGGCGGUGCACCAGUAUAUCGCCGCCACACACGCGACUGACCAAGAACGCGUGCUCGCCGAGGCCGAAGACCAACGUGACCGCGAGGAGCUGCGGCGUGCGCUGGGAGAAACGCUGCGCCUUCGACUGCGUGCGACGGAGGAGGCUGAGACGACGGGCCGAAGGGUGCUUCUCUUUGGCGCACGUGAGGCAUUCGCUACUGCUCAGCAGGCCUUUGAGGAGGCAUGCUUGCUGAAGGCGAACGCGGAGGCAGCGGCAGCGGCUACUCGCUCAUCGUGGGAAGUGACAACCGCUUUGCUCACGCGUCGCGUUUCGGACUGGCGCGACGCUGCGGAUGUGCGACUCGUUGACUUUCACAACACCAUUGAGGCCUCCAUGACCGAGACGGCAAGGGUGCGUGACGCACAGAGGCAGCAGACUGCACAGCAGCUCCUGCUGGCCGAACGGAAACGGCUAGAGAACUUGCAUGCAUCUCAGAUGCAGGCCAUGCAGGCGGACUGGAGACUGCAGAGAGAUGCUGUGCAGCAGACGCAUGCAAUGCAGCUGGGGCAGGUGCGAAGCGACCUCGUGGCUCAGGUACAAGUCGCCGAGGACCGUCGCGUGGUGGCGGAGAGGCGGACUGGCGCCCUUGACGCCGCUCUCAUUCAAAUACAACGGGACCACGCUGCGUCAGUGCAGGCCGUCGAGGCGCAUUGGCGGUCUGCCCUCUCGGACGCAGUGAGCCAGUGCGAGCGGCGUUGGAGGACGAUGUUCGAGGCCUCUCAAGAGCGGCAGAAAGCCUCUAGUGGGGCGGUGUUGCAACUUCUGGUUGAUGUGCUGCGCACCCGUGGCCACUGCGUGUAUGAGGAGCAGGCAGAACGCGCGGCGUUGUGCAGCCGUCACUGGAGGAAACAGACGCAGCACCUCCGAGACGAACAGGCUGACGUGGUGCAGCAUGGUGUGGCGACCGCGCUCGUGUUUGAGCGUGUGCGGUGUCAUGCGGAGGACGAGGCUACGAGUCGUGCUGUGCUGCACGCAUGCGAGGCUGCCGACUGGGCGGCACUCGUGAAGAAAGAGGUAACACACAACGCGCAGGUUCAUCAUACCGUAUUCAUGGCUGCUGCAGCUGCCCGACUGGAAGGCCUACGCGCAGAGACAGCUGAGCGAGAGGUUAGGUGGCAGCAGCGUCUUGAUGCACUGGAGGCAGACCUUCGACAAGCACAGCAAGAGCGCUUAGCAGCGGCGAACCGCGCUUCUGAUGCUGUUGUUGCAGCGCAGGAGGCACACACCGCACUCCAGGCCACUCAGCGAGAUUUCGCCGCAUACAGGUGUGGUGUCGGCGCUGCGGCGCAGCGCAUCGAGGUGGCUGAGAGUGCGACGGAGAGCGCGUGUUGUUGUUCUCUAUGCCUGGAGCUGUAUCGCAGGCCCGUUGCCUGCGUGCCGUGCGGGCAUGUUUACUGCGCAAACUGCCUCCUGCGGCACACACGGAACAGGUCGCUGUCGAGUGUUACUUCGUCAUUUGUUUCUGCUGCGGGCGCCUCAACCGGCGAGAAUGAUGCGGUGGGGGCGGGGGCUGAGCUGGAGGCGACCCACUGGCUCCGUCGCAAGUCUGCGCCACACGCCUCCCUCUUCUGUCCCGAAUGCGCGUCUACGACAGUGUCGACCGUGGUGGAGCUGCCGAUUCUUGGUGAGCUCACGGCGAAAUACGACUAUAAAAAACGAAGCCUUGCGGUGCUCCUGGCGGAGCUGCGGUGA
Messenger RNA from Leishmania mexicana MHOM/GT/2001/U1103, 2607 nucleotides. RefSeq lists its product as hypothetical. Bases 1 to 2607 code for a protein of 868 amino acids. The transcript has a single exon. Lineage: Eukaryota; Euglenozoa; Kinetoplastea; Trypanosomatida; Trypanosomatidae. The record is from RefSeq and is a predicted model, not a curated record.